AUGAGGAAGGUUAUGGACGAGAUGAGGGAAAACAUGAAAAGAAUGAAUCCCGUAGAGGAUCUAGUUCACCGUAUAGAUUCCCCUUUCACAGCUUCCAUCAAUGGUCACCCCUUGCCUCCAAAAUUUAAGAUGCCUUUUUUGGAUUCGUACGAUGGAGCACGUGACCCGUUUGAUCACAUUGCUACUUUUAAGACUACAAUGCACCUUCAGGGGGUCCCCGACAAAAUUAUGUGUAGAGCCUUCCCUACCACCCUCAAAGGUCCAGCACGAGUAUGGUUCAGUAAAAUACCCUCGAAUUCGGUAAGUUCUUUCGAAGAGUUAAGUAAGUUGUUUGUUAAUAACUUCAUUGGGGGACAGAGACACAAGUGUUCUUCGUCCAGCCUGUUAACCAUAGAACAGGGGGAGAAUGAAAGCCUGCGAUCCUUUAUCACUCGUUUUAACAGGGAAGCUUCGAUGGUGGAUGAUAAGUUAUUACUGGUGGCCUUUCACAAUAGGGUUAACUCUGAUUUAUUCAUCCACAAGCUUUAUGAGAAGGAACCCCAAUUCAUGGCUGAACUCGUCCAUUCAGCCCAGAACUUUAUGAAUGUAGAAGACGCGAUCAUAGCCAAGAAAAGGAAGAGAGCUGAAAGAAUGGAUGCAAACAACACACGUCACACUGAGCAAGUCCCUCAUCCAAAAAAGGGACGGACAGAAGAUAAAAAGGACCGAGAUGGUAAGAGGGUUGGUCCUUCAGCAUGA
Molecule: messenger RNA, 738 nt
Organism: Quercus lobata
Lineage: Eukaryota; Viridiplantae; Streptophyta; Magnoliopsida; Fagales; Fagaceae
Exons: 1
Coding region: 1-738 (245 amino acids)
Source: RefSeq, a predicted model, not a curated record